This is a messenger RNA of Pseudocercospora fijiensis CIRAD86, 1224 nucleotides long. RefSeq lists its product as uncharacterized. The transcript has 4 exons. The record is from RefSeq and is a predicted model, not a curated record. Gene Ontology annotation, molecular function: ferrous iron transmembrane transporter activity. Gene Ontology annotation, cellular component: plasma membrane; high-affinity iron permease complex. The coding region runs from base 1 to 1101 and encodes 366 amino acids. Gene Ontology annotation, biological process: iron ion transmembrane transport. NCBI's taxonomy places the organism in Eukaryota, Fungi, Ascomycota, Dothideomycetes, Mycosphaerellales, Mycosphaerellaceae.
AUGGUCAACGUCUUCGCAGUUCCAGUCUUCUUCAUCUGCUUUCGAGAAUGUCUCGAGUGCACAAUCAUCAUCUCAAUCCUGCUUGCCUUCCUCAAGCAGAGCAUUGGCGGUCCGCAACAGGAUCGAGCGAUGUACAAGAAGCUGCUGAAGCAAAUCUGGUUCGGCGUCGGUCUGGGAGUCUUCAUCUGUCUGGCAAUCGGCGGCGCAUUCAUCGGAACAUUCUAUGGUCUCGGCAAGGAUAUCUACGGCAACACUGAAGACAUCUGGGAAGGCGUCUUCGGUCUCAUCGCAUCCAUCAUCAUCACCAUCAUGGGAAUCGGCCUGCUGCGAGUCUCAAAGCUGCAAGAUAAAUGGCGCGUGAAGAUUGCGCAAGCUCUCGAGAAGCACCACAGUGGUCAAGGUCUCGGAAUGGGAUCUCGGUUCAAGAUUUGGUGCGAGAAGUACGCCAUGUUCUUGCUGCCGUUCAUCACCGUCCUUCGAGAGGGAUUGGAGGCCGUCAUCUUCAUCGGUGGGGUUGGACUUGGUUUACCCGCGAAGUCUAUUCCAUUGGCCGUGGUUUGUGGUCUUCUUGUUGGGUGCGUCAUUGGAUACAUCAUCUACAAGGUCGGCAACACAACCAAGCUGCAGAUCUUCUUGAUCAUCUCAACCUGCUUCCUAUAUCUAGUUGCAGCGGGCUUGUUCUCCAAGGCUGUCUGGAACUUUGAGAUGAAUGCAUGGAGCAAGUUGACUGGUGGUGAUGCUGCUGAGACUGGUUCCGGUCCUGGCUCCUACGACAUCCGCAAGAGUGUAUGGCAUGUCAACUGCUGCAAUCCCGAGCUGAAUGGUGGCGGCGGAUGGGGCAUCUUCAAUUCCCUCUUCGGCUGGACCAACUCGGCGACAUAUGGCUCUGUUAUUUCGUAUAACCUGUAUUGGCUGGCGGUCAUCGUUGCCUUUGCAUCCCUUGGAUUUUACGAGAGGCGCGGCCACUGGCCGUUGCUGAAGCCCAAGGCGCGAUCAACGGACCAUGCGACCAUUGACAGCGACCAGACUAGCGAAGACUUACAAGAGAAGAAGAACCACGCUGUCGUGACAAGCCAACACAAUGCAGAAAUUUCGGAUUAGUGGUGAGGAUAUUGUCUAGAAUAAUGGCGGUGAGAGUCGUGGCCGAAACGAAGUAUGAUUGAGAAGCAUCAUCGCGAGACUAUGUAGCCAUGGCCUUAAGCUUCAAUGAAAGUUGCAUGAACU